This is a messenger RNA of Ambispora gerdemannii, 244 nucleotides long. Lineage: Eukaryota; Fungi; Glomeromycota; Glomeromycetes; Archaeosporales; Ambisporaceae. The record is from the annotation of a GenBank genome assembly.
CAACAAUGUCCAAACACAAAAGUAGAAAUUGAUGAGAAUGGAACUAAUAUUUACACUGAUAUUAAUCUGGAUCUAUUGGAUAAUAAUCAACUGGAUAAUACAACAGUAGAAGUUCUACCAAAAUCUUCUAUACCAAUUCUCAAUAUGGAAGGUUGGACCGAACACGAACAACGCAUAAUUCUAGGCAUAAAUGGAUUAAUACAAGCUGGACCAACACUUGAAACACUGAUCAAAUGGCCAGCAA